CUCAUUUCUUGAGUAUGCACUUCGUUCGCUUCUGGACGUAUAUUGCUUCUUGUUUUUCUGUUGUGCGUGCGUUCAGUGUGACUGUUGGGACUCCCACUCAAUGCGAUCCUCUCAACAUUUCAUGGACUGGUAAGCGCAUAUCUAGUACAUUUUAUAUACUCCCGCUGAACUUUAUUGGGAUUUCCUUGGAACCGUAUCAAAAUUAUUCUGUACCGGCAUCAGCCUUUAGCAAUGGCAAAGGCUCUUAUUCAAUAUCGCAAUUGUUGUUGUCGACGGGAACAUCGUUUCUACUCACUAUGUCUGAUGCCACCGGAUUUGCUUCGGGUGGGACGACAAACCAAUUAAUUGUGGGGAAUACGGUUGCAAAUAACAACUGCAGCACUGCAGUUUUGUCACCUCCUUACACGUUCCAGCUGUCGCCACUCCCGCUGACGCAAUGCAGUCAGUUUACCUUUGUGGCAGAUAGUGGUGCAGUCCUGCCCAUUACUAUUGUGCAACUUAUUCCUGGCGGACAACCAGUCGUAUUCAAUUCGAAUAGCGACACUUUUACCUCGGUUGUAGACGUUCACCAGGGAACGAACCUCGUGUAUUUUGUCACCGACUCCGAGGGCAGACAAGGUGGUGUCUCUGGGUUCGAGCAGGUCUUAGGGUCGAGUAAUUCCUCGUGCCUGAGCGCCAACUCGCCAUCAUCCACUGCAGGCAUAUCGGCCACGUCCACGGCUUCACCGACAUCUAGUUCAAGCAGCCCAUCAAGCAGUUCAUCAGGUAGUCCAUCACAAAGCAAUGUUGCUGUUAUCGCAGGCGCGGUGGGUGGUGGAGGGGCGGUCCUUAUUGCAUUGGUCAUCUUCGGCAUGUGCCUGUGGCGUAAACGGAGAGCGUCUCGCUCCCUGGAUGUUCAGUCUCCGACAACAAGCCAUCUGCAGCGUACAGAUCCAAAAUACGAAGCCAGCCCUUAUAGUGACAUUCCGUCACCAUUCACUUUCCCAUACCAGACAAACCCCCUCAGCUACCAUACACGAUCCAUUCAACCCAGCCUAGGAACUCAAUCAGACUUGACCAAUUCGUCCAUGAGCAAUUUCGUGGCUGGCGCCCCUCCCUCAUCAUUCAACCAGAUACAGCAUUCGCGCCAGAGCUCCAACGCAGACUCUGCUGUCUACGGGGAUGCUCGAAGUUCGACCAUGUCGUCCGCUUACAACCGAAUGGCUGCAUUGUCUCAACCAAUGUCAGCAGAUUACCCAGCACAAUACCCUGCUGGCUACCUUCCCGUUCGACCCGGCAGCCAAUCACCCCCUCUUAGUACGUCUACCGGGAACUUUGCAGCUAACGACCGUCCCACACUGCAUUCACGUCAAAGCUCUAACGCAGACUCUGCUGCGUAUGGAGACGCUCGAAGUUCGGCUGCUAUGUCAUCUGUUGACAGACGAAUGACUACCGUUGCUGAAGCAUGGGAGACAAAUCCUGUUAGCCACCUUGGUCUACCCAUUCAAUCUGGAUCCCAACCAAACCUUGUUGAUGCGCCUGCCGCCGACUUGACGGCCAGGGACCUUCUUCCCACAGCCUUCAAUCAGACACAGCCUAGCUCUAACACAAACUUUGCUGUUUAUGGAGACGCCCGGAUAUCAGAUAUGACGCCCGUCGAGCAUAUGGCUGCGGGGGCUCGAUCAGCAUCGCCAUUACCACGCAAGACAGUCCCUGUCUACAUUACACCGCCUGUUCAACCUGGAUCCCAAUCAAUUUCUACCUCUGCUGUCAAAGUCGCACUUAGUAACCCUUCCACACCCUUCAAUCAGACACAAAAUUCCCGUCAGAGCCCUAACGCAGACAGUUCAGCUGUGUACGGAGCAUCUGGAGGUCAACCUCCGCAACGGGGGCCAGGUCAAACAGCCUACCAACUUCCUACUCGAAUCAUUGUGCAUACCGACGCCGAUGAUGUUGUGCCAGACGACAAUGGUUUAGUUGAGCUUCCGCCGCAGUACUCAGAUCAUCGGGGAGUCCGUGCCUGAGUCUGCAUCAUGAACUAUGUUCCCACGUUCUUGAGUCUUCGGACAUGGGUAUGCAUGUAGCGCAUUCGUUUUAUUUCGUUGGAGAGUCUUGUCUUCAUAAAUGAAGUACAAAGGCAUCGUGCUCCUACUUUUAGUUGGGAAAGGUGGGCUUCUGUGACCUGUUUUUUUCGAGCGACUCAUGACCAUAAUGACAUUUGUACUUAGUGAAUGACUACUAAUUUGAUACGGUCUCAUUUCUAACAUGUAUAUGUGAAGCGUAGGAUAUGAAUCUGCUGGAGGAGAAAAAACAAACAAACCUACUUUCCAUGGGACAGUAAAAUGUGACAGUAAGAAAACAGCGUGCGAUGACAAGACAGUGAGUGUGGCAUGUUAAACAGAUCUGGCAACUUCAGACUGGUUGGUUACUGAG
Molecule: messenger RNA, 2412 nt
Organism: Suillus subalutaceus
Lineage: Eukaryota; Fungi; Basidiomycota; Agaricomycetes; Boletales; Suillaceae
Exons: 5
Coding region: 15-2003 (662 amino acids)
Source: RefSeq, a predicted model, not a curated record